CUUAUCCUCUUCUUUGGACCAACAAAAAGUCACUGUUUACGAGACACACCGCGUCGGGUCGCUUUUACUAAAACGACGCGAAAUGUCUUGACGUUCAUUAAAAACUGCAGGUUGUUGGGCCUUUAUGGUCAAGUGUUGGGCGUUUAAAUUUACAUCUUUCUUGAUAAAAAGAGAUAUCCUGACCCACAAAAGUGAUCCAGACUAGUCAUAUAUCGCCACGUGUCGGUCAUCUGUCUCUGACGAUACCGAAAUGUUAAUUCUUCAGUAGACAAGAUUCAAACUCAGGUGACGGUACUCACAACUGUAAGCUUUUUACCAUUAGAACUAGAAGCUCUGAUUUCUAAAACAAAAAUUUUAAGUUGAAUAAUGGUUUCUUGAACUACAUACGGAUACGUUGACUGUACCAUCAAUCAUCGUGUUCAAUGAAAUGAAUCUCACGCUUUGGAUAUAAAUCUCACAUGAUAAACAUACGUUUUCAGUUAAUAUUGAAUUGAAAAGUGAUUAUAUAUAUAUGCAGUCUCCCUUAUUUCAAAACUGAUAAUUAAAAUAAGAUCUAAUAAAGUGAAACAAUUUUAACAAAAAGAAAAAUGUGAAACAAAAUCAAAAGGACUUUCAUUAGAAGUCAAACCUAACACACAAAUUGCAGCUAGCAACCAGUAGUGAUAAGGUUGCAAAUAUUCUUCACUAGAUUUAUAACUUCCGUCGAUGAAGCUAUACAAUUUGAUCUUUGAUACAUAUAAUAUACGAAUAUAUAUAGAACUAAUUUUCCUUCAAAAAAUAUAUAGAAUUAGGUACUAUAGUACACACAAUGCAUGAACCCUAACAUUAAAGGAUAAAAUAAUACAGUAUAUUAUAUUGGUUUUAUAUGUCGACAUACAUGGAUUAUAUUGAUGGAUAAUAUUAUAGAAGGAAAGAUAACCAAUGGACAAACAUAAAAUCUACUUUUUUUCUUCUGAAAGUUUUAUCCUAACACCAAAGAGUGGGUGACUUUUGAUAUUGAAGACUGUUGUCUUUUGUUUCUGUCUGUAUAACAUUAAAAAACAAAUAAAGCAUGAGAAAAUUUGAUUGCCCCGUGAAGAUAUUUUUUUAUAUUUGGUCUUGAAGAUAUUAGAAACAAAUAAGCUAUUCAAGAAAAUUGUAUUCUACUGAAAAAUUAUAAGCUGAUGGGGAAGAAAAGGUUUCAGAGAGAGAAAGAAUCGUCUGUGACGGCGACGGUAGGAGAAGCUUCAUCUCUGUUGGGGUCUCAGACGGCAAGGAGACGAAGAGGAAGGCCGAGGAAGAAUCUUGAGGGUCCUGAAAAUUCCAAGAAGGAAGAAGACGAAGAUUACGAGGAGUACGAGUACGAAGAAGAAGAAGAUGACGAGCAAGUUGAGAUUGUUAACAGAGAGAAACUGAAGAAGAAGAAGGUUAGAAGUAGCCCUAGCGUGGAAGAAGGGCAAAAGUGGAAACGUGAAGAAGUAGCUGAGGAGGAGGAGAAGCCAGAUAUGACGGUGAAGACGGUUGCACCGCUGUCAUAUAGACGGUCCAGGAGGAAGAACACACCGGUGAAAAGCUGUUAAGAGCAAAGAACCUAGAAAAUAAAAACUAACAUCGAAUUGCACGCAAGCAUUAUGGGCCCUGCAAGUGUUCACGUGCAAAACCAUCUUUGUCCCAAGAUUAACAUCGAAAUAUCAAAAUUCAAAACCGGUAAAUUCAAAAACUUGAUUAUAAGUAUUCAGUUUGAUAUGGUUUCAAAACCUUAACGUCUUUCCAGGAGUUACUUGUAACACUGAAGUUGACCAAAAAAACAAAGGCUUUAUAACAAAAAGACAU
This is a messenger RNA of Brassica rapa (field mustard), 1812 nucleotides long. RefSeq names its product protein FAM50A. NCBI's taxonomy places the organism in Eukaryota, Viridiplantae, Streptophyta, Magnoliopsida, Brassicales, Brassicaceae. The record is from RefSeq and is a predicted model, not a curated record.